This is a messenger RNA of Metarhizium album ARSEF 1941, 837 nucleotides long. RefSeq names its product Phospholipase/Carboxylesterase family protein. Bases 1 to 837 code for a protein of 278 amino acids. Gene Ontology annotation, molecular function: palmitoyl-(protein) hydrolase activity; carboxylic ester hydrolase activity. The transcript has a single exon. Gene Ontology annotation, biological process: protein depalmitoylation. The record is from RefSeq and is a predicted model, not a curated record. Gene Ontology annotation, cellular component: cytoplasm. Lineage: Eukaryota; Fungi; Ascomycota; Sordariomycetes; Hypocreales; Clavicipitaceae.
AUGGCUUCCAUGCCCGUCAUAGUCUCUGCCACCACAAAUCACACCCAUACCGUCAUCUUCCUCCACGGCCGGGGGGAUGUAGCCGAAAACUUCGUCGCCUCGUUGAGGUGCUCCAAGAACUCCAGAAGCCAGUCACUCGAGGAAGCAUUCCCCUCCUUCAGAUGGGUGUUUCCCAAGGCCGGCGUCAGCGCCUCCUUCUCAUUUGGCGGCAACAAGGUCUCGCAGUGGUUCGACAUUUGGGAUGUGCGCGACUUCUCGGAACGGGAGGAGGUGCAAAUACUGGGGCUAAGGGAGAGCACAGACAUGAUUCGAAAGGUGCUCAAUAUUGAGGCGGGCAUCCUGGGCGGACACUGGGAUAAGAUCAUCUUGGCCGGUAUCAGCCAGGGCGCGGCUACGGCGACGCAUGCUCUCCUCAACUUGAAGAUGCCUGAAGCGGCGGACGACGGCACCAAGUUAUCCGGCGGGCUGGCGGCGUUUCUUGGGUUUUCGUGCAGGAUGCCGUUUCCCGGGCGGACGCUCAAGGAAACGAGGGCCGUGUUGAGCUUGAAGAAUGGCCCAGACCCAGAGGACAACGAGGUCAUAAGAAAGACGCCCGUCUUGUUGGAACACUGCGUAGAUGACCCGUUGGUGUCGGUGGAGAACGGGCGAGUUUUGGGAGAUACCUUGCGUGGCUUCGGAGCUCGGGUUCAUUCGAGAGAGUAUCCCGACGGAGGGCAUUGGUUUAAUUCACCUGCCGGCAUGGAUGACGUUGUCGAGUACCUGACGCAUGUUCUUGGGCUGUCGCCUUCGCCGGCCACUGGUGCCGCGGCAAAGGAAACGGAAAUGGACUUGUCAUAG